Quercus robur (English oak) is the source of this 1832-nucleotide messenger RNA. Its product is annotated as ankyrin repeat-containing protein BDA1-like. Lineage: Eukaryota; Viridiplantae; Streptophyta; Magnoliopsida; Fagales; Fagaceae. The transcript is spliced from 2 exons. Gene Ontology annotation, molecular function: protein binding. The record is from RefSeq and is a predicted model, not a curated record. Bases 171 to 1553 code for a protein of 460 amino acids.
UCCAGUCUGGCAACUUUUAUAAAAAGAGAACCCUAGCUCUAGCAAAGAACAUAAUUAGUACUCCCAUCAUUUUGUUUUUAUUUUAUUUUAUUAUAUAACCAUUAAAUUUUCAUUAUCUUCUUUCAUACCAAGGAAACCCUAGGCCUUAAUAUAUCAGCCUUCUCUAUAAAAUGGAGGAUGAGAGAGUUGAGAAGUUGAACCAGGCUGCGAGAAUUGAGAGGUUGAACCAGGCUGCUCUAGAGGGGAAUAUUAAUGAUUUUUACAACUUGAUUAAGGACGAUGUAAAACUUUUGGAGCACAUCGAUGAGCUACCAUUUGUUGAAACUCCUUUGCACAAAGUUGCAUCUGCUACGGAGACGCAUAUCCCAUUCGCCAUGGAGAUGCUCAGAUUAAAGCCCUCAUUUGUCAGGAAGCUGAAUCCAGAUGGGCUUAGCCCCAUUCACGUUGCUUUACUGAAUGGGAAAACCCAGUUGGUGCGUUGGCUUCUAAAGGUUGAUGGGGACCUUGUUCGUGUCAAAGGAAGGGAGGGUAUGACUCCUUUGCAUGAUGCAGCAGCAACAGAGGAUCACCUUGAUCUAUUGGCCGAAUUUCUAAAAAUCUGUCCUGAUUCUAUUGAAGAUGUGACGAUUAGAAAUGAGACUGCUUUACAUGUUGCGGUAAAAUGCAAAAUGCUAGAGGCUUUUAAACACUUGGUGGAAUGGCUCCGACAAAACAAGUCUAAAAAAACCAUGUUAUGGAAGAGGAAAAUACUGAACUGGAAGGAUGAGGAAGGCAACACUGUGUUGCACGUUGCUGUAUCUACAAAUCAGCCCAAGGCUGUGAGGCUGUCACUAGAUUCUGGUGUUGAUGUAAAUGCCAAGAAUUUAAUGGGUGACACAGCAGGGGACAUCUUGGUAAAACGACAAGAAGAAGAAGUAGAGUACAGCAGAAGCAGCAUGGAGAUCAGUGAAAUGUUACAGCGUGCUGAAGUUACUAAAUGUGCACGUUACCUACGUUCCAUAGUCUUAUCUCUCGAGGAAAGACGAUUACUCCAGGUUGAUAAAUGGGCGAAAAUAUCGGACGACAGGCGCAAUGUGGUUUUGGUGGUUGCUACCUUGCUUAUGACAGUGACUUAUCAAGGACUGCUGAGCCCUCCAGGGGGACUUUGGCAAGAGUACUACAAUCCAUGGAGCGAUCUGCCCAAUGCUACAAAACCAUAUUACAGAGGUUUCAAUGAAACUUCUCCUUAUAUUCAAGACAUGGCAGGGACAGCCAUUCGCGGUACAUCUUUAUUUUUUUCGGUAUUCCUGAUAACAAAUACUUUGACAUUUAUGCUCUCAUACACAAUAGUUCUUCUCAUCAUUCCAUCCGGGUAUGUUAUACUCCGCGCAGCCCUUGGCUCCUUCACUCUCUGCUAUAUUACUUCGCUGGCAGUCAUAUUCCCGAUUUCUUUUACAUAUACCUAUUCUUUAAUCCUUGUGAUUCUGUUUUCUGUUAUUUACGCACUAUCUAUAUCUGCAAUACGGUCGACGCUGCAUGUCUUUGUGCUGAUUCGUUCAUGGAAGAAGAAUUGAUGGGAAAAUAAAAAUAAAGCCAAACUUGGACCUGAAUGCAAUUGAAAAUGUGUGCGUCAAGGUUUAUUUUUACUUUAUAGGUGUAAAAUAAAGCUUUUGUUUCGAAGGGUAUAAUUGAGGUUUGAGGUACGGGUACGACCCAAUAUUGUAAUCCUCGAAUGUUAUUUAUAUUUCGAUAAAGUUGUCUAAUUGCCAUCGGAUUAUUUAUAUAAGUUAUGAAUUUGUUAAGAAUUUGUUAUCAAAUUUGUAAUCUAAAUGUUGUUACAUUUAUGGCUUUAA